Arachis duranensis is the source of this 2753-nucleotide messenger RNA. Its product is annotated as protein STRUBBELIG-RECEPTOR FAMILY 3. The transcript is spliced from 15 exons. The record is from RefSeq and is a predicted model, not a curated record. The coding region runs from base 575 to 2704 and encodes 709 amino acids. Lineage: Eukaryota; Viridiplantae; Streptophyta; Magnoliopsida; Fabales; Fabaceae. Gene Ontology annotation, molecular function: ATP binding; protein kinase activity; protein binding. Gene Ontology annotation, biological process: protein phosphorylation.
UAUGUUGCAGAGAUACCAUCAUUCUGUGAAUCUGUCACAAUCUUCUGAUGUGGCGGGUGAUGGACCCCAAAAUCCACCAUUUCAAUAUACAAAUUUUCUUUCUCCAAUACACUGCUCCUUUGCUUUCGAACAAGUGAAAAAAGAGAGAGCAAAGCAUAGGCCAUGACAUACUCUCAUACACACACACACACACAAACAGACACACAAAUUUUCUCUCUCUGUAUGUAUAUGUGAGUGUGCUUUAUACUUUGGUUGGACCAUGUUAGGGCUUUCCAACUCUUCUUAUCUUCGUUUCUAAGUACCCUUAGGCUCCCAUUUCCACUUUCCACUCACCAUGCCUAGUACCUACCAUUAAACAACAAAAAAGCUUCUUUUUUUUUGGGCUGCAGCUCAUUUUUGGUUUGUAUAGCUCUUCACUGAAAAGGGUUUGUUUCCUUUCUCAGAACUACCUCAGGUUCUCCAUAAAGUUUCUACCUUUGUCUUGUUCAGUGGUGUUAGUUCAACUUGGUGUGUGUCUUUGGAGUUCAUUGUUGCAGUGGAGGCCUCGGUUUUGGAAACUUUACCCUUUGAGGAAAUGGGAUGUACAAAUUUGGUGUUGCAUGUUCGACUCUUUGUUACUCUGAUGGUGAUUCUUGCUGGAACUUUCUGUGCAGUUGGUGACACUGACGUAGUUGAUGUUGCAGCAAUCAGUAGUCUAUAUGUUGCUCUUGGCUCACCGCCUCUUCUAGGGUGGAAGCCUGUGGGAGGAGAUCCAUGUUUUGAAAUGUGGCAAGGUGUUGGCUGUGUAUUUUCCAACAUCACUUCCAUAAGACUUGAUGGCCUGAAUUUGGGUGGAGAGCUUGGUAGUAAUUUGAAUUUUCCAUCCAUCUUAGAAAUUGAUCUUAGCAACAACCACAUUGGAGGGCCCAUUCCAUUCACUUUGCCCCCUACUCUUACGAGCUUGUCUCUCUCAGGAAACCAGUUAAAUGGAAGCAUUCCAGAUGCUUUAUCAUUACUAACUCAAUUGUCACACUUGGAUUUGUCAAAUAACAACUUGAGUGGUCAGCUGCCUUCCUCAACAGGGACUUUAUCAUCCCUUACUACAUUAUACUUGCAGAACAAUCAACUCUCUGGGACCCUUUAUGUUUUGCAGGACCUGCCUCUUCAGGAUCUGAAUAUUGAGAAUAACUCAUUCUCCGGGCCAAUUCCGCCAAAACUGCUGAGUGUCCCUAUUUUCAGAAAAGAUGGAAAUCCAUUUAAUACUAGUGUUAUUCCAUCACCUGCCGCAGCCCCAUCACCUGCAGCUAUGGCUCCAUCCCCUGGGAAAUCACCGUGGAGAGUAGCAAAUAGUCCUUCUUCCCCAACUGCAUCAGUGCUUGCAAGUGCUAGGAAGUCAUUUAUAGCUAAGAAUAUCAUUUGGAUUGCUGGUGCUGGUCUUUUGAUAUUUAUUUUGUUAGGUGUUUGUAUUUUUAUGCUGUGGUGCUUUAAACGAAGGCCAGAGAAGAAAAAUGCCAAGAAGCAAAAUGUUGGUGUCUUCGAAAGUCCUUUACAUAAACCUACUUGCAGUGACACUUCCUUUGAAACAACCAAUCAGGAGGAGAAAGCAGUUGAGAAACCAUCAUUUGUAUCUGAAGUGCCAAAUAGAAAAACAAAUUUGAUUCCAAAGGUUCAGGAUGAACAAGGAAAAUAUGUGAAAACAGCAUCUGCAACUAGUGAGGCUUCCAAACUUUCACACCUCCAGCCACCACCGCGUCCUUACCCAACGACACAAAGUCAGAAGUUGAUCCUCAAUCCAGCUAUACCUGUCAAAGGGUCUGAAAUAAAUGACAAAACAUGUUCCCUUGAAGUUUAUUCUAUUGCAUCACUUCAACAAUAUACCAAUAGCUUUUCCCAAGAAAAUUUUAUUGGGGAAGGCACCUUAGGGCCUGUUUAUAGGGCUGAGUUCCCUGAUGGAAAGAUAUUGGCUGUGAGGAAAUUAGAUGCCACUGCUUCUAUGGAGCAGAACCAUGAACAAUUUCUCCAAUUAGUGUCCAACAUCUCAAAAAUUCAGCACCCUAAUAUUGUAAAGUUUACGGGCUACUGUACCGAGUAUAGCCAACGGCUGCUUGUGUAUGAGUACUGCAGUAAUGGAACCCUGCAUGACGCACUGCAUGGCGAUAGCGAAUGCCGUAUUAGACUAACAUGGAAUGCUCGAAUUCAGGUGGCUCUUGGAGCUGCAAGAGCUUUAGAGUAUAUGCAUGAGAACUUUCGGCCACCUAUUGUGCACCGAAAUUUUAAGUCUGCCAAUGUACUCCUAAAUGACAACCUGGAAGUGUGCAUCUCUGAUUGUGGAUUAGGUCCUUUGCUAUCUUCUGGCUCUGCUGGUCAGUUAUCAGGACGACUCCUCACGGCUUAUGGCUACAGUGCUCCAGAAUUUGAGUUCGGAAGCUAUACACAUCAAAGUGAUGUAUUCAGUUUUGGAGUGGUAAUGUUGGAACUUCUCACGGGACGAAAAUCCCACGACAGGUCACUUCCGCGAGGGGAGCAAAUAUUGGUGAGAUGGGCAGUCCCUCAACUCCAUGACAUUGACGCAUUGUCGAAAAUGGUUGACCCCAGCUUAAAUGGAGCCUAUCCUAUGAAGUCCUUGUCGCGUUUUGCAGAUAUUGUUUCUUCAUGCGUCCAGCAUGAACCUGAAUUCAGGCCAGCAAUGUCUGAAGUUGUUCAAGAUCUUCUAAGGAUGAUGUAAGAUGCAUGAUGGACUUCAUUAGCUAGGAUGUGGACUCAAACACUGUUGU